UUAAAAGAAGAAUAAUAAAUGACGAUUCCAUCAAAGUUUUCCUGCAAGAGCUAUCUAAAUUAAAUUGGGAUGAUAUUUUUACUCAUCCAGGCGAUCCAAAUCAACUUUGCAAAGAAAGAGCACUUCAGUAACAUCAUUAGGAACUCCGAUAAUAGAUCAAAAGCCUCCUGGAAGGUCAUAAAUUCCCUCACGAAGAGCAAGAUUUCAUCAUCUGUUUCCAGCAAUCAAGAUUCUCCUUUGCCAGAUGAAUUAAAUGACUUUUUCAUUGAUUUUCCCUCUACACUGACAGAUGGCCUGAAUAAAACGGCUACAACGAGUGGAGAAAGACUUGAAAACUCUUUCUUCAUGUUUGAAGUUUCUCACGAGGAGGUUCUGAAAACGUGCAUCAACAUGGCUUUGUGAAAAACAGAAAUAUAGAAACUGCGGUCUAUGAGCUGAUUAAGGAAGUUCUCGUGACCAUUGAACAAGAUGAGGUUCCCAUGGGCUUAUUCUUGGACCUGUCGAAGGCCUUUGAUUGUGUGGAGCAUAAAAGACUAUUGGAAAUUUUAGAUGACUGUGGAGUAAGAGACAAUCAGUUGAGACUCAUUGAGAGUUAUUUGUCAUCCAGAAAACAAAUGGUUGUCAUGGAGGUGGAUGGUGAGCUUCUUAUAUCGGAUGAAAGAGAGAUAUCUAUGGGCGUGCCACAGGGUAGCAUUCCAGGACCUGCACUUUUUAUUGUGUACAUAAACCGGUUACCAAAGGCUAGAGUUGCAGUGAGACAUUCAAUGGGUAUGUUCGCAGACGACACCAAUUAUCUACUUAAACUCCGCAAUGUUUCCACCGCCACCGAGGAAUCUAGAGGAUUGCUGACGUCUGUAGGAGAAUGGUUUUGUAACCACAAUCUUCUUUUGAACAUUGACAAGU
Molecule: messenger RNA, 903 nt
Organism: Harmonia axyridis
Lineage: Eukaryota; Metazoa; Arthropoda; Insecta; Coleoptera; Coccinellidae
Exons: 3
Coding region: 70-402 (110 amino acids)
Source: RefSeq, a predicted model, not a curated record